This is a messenger RNA of Brettanomyces bruxellensis, 324 nucleotides long. RefSeq names its product 60S ribosomal protein L33A (gene RPL33A). Gene Ontology annotation, biological process: cytoplasmic translation; ribosomal large subunit biogenesis. The transcript is spliced from 2 exons. Gene Ontology annotation, molecular function: structural constituent of ribosome. The record is from RefSeq and is a predicted model, not a curated record. Gene Ontology annotation, cellular component: ribosome; cytosolic large ribosomal subunit. The coding region runs from base 1 to 324 and encodes 107 amino acids. Lineage: Eukaryota; Fungi; Ascomycota; Pichiomycetes; Pichiales; Pichiaceae.
AUGGCUGAAUCCCACAGACUAUACGUGAAAGGCAAGCACGUCUCAUACCAGAGAUCUAAGUCUGUCACCAAGCCAAAGUGCUCUUUGAUCAAGAUCGAGGGUGUCAGCAACAAAGAUGACGCUAAGUUCUACUUGGGAAAGAAGAUUGCAUACGUUUACAGAGCACCAAAGGCCGUCAGAGGUACUAAGAUCAGAUGCAUCUGGGGUAAGGUUACCAGAGUUCACGGUAACUCGGGUAUAGUCAGAGCUCACUUCAAGCACAACUUGCCACCAAAGACUUUCGGCGCUUCUGUUAGAAUCAUGCUUUACCCAUCCAACAUCUAA